Molecule: messenger RNA, 2673 nt
Organism: Megalobrama amblycephala (Wuchang bream)
Lineage: Eukaryota; Metazoa; Chordata; Actinopteri; Cypriniformes; Xenocyprididae
Gene: cnn1b
Product: calponin 1, basic, smooth muscle, b
Exons: 7
Coding region: 596-1486 (296 amino acids)
Biological process (GO): actomyosin structure organization
Molecular function (GO): actin binding
Source: RefSeq, a predicted model, not a curated record
AUAAAAUAUGAAUUUUUCAAAAUGAGAUUCCUAUUCUAUUGCCUAUUUAUUCCAAAAUGUAAAUUAUAAUGUAAUUUUCAUCACAGAAUAUUAUAAAAGACAACACAAAAAGGUGAAAAUGUUCAUGACUUCCAGGGGGAAAAAGAGACAGGAAUGCAAGAAUAUUAUUAAUUCAUGGUAAUAUUUUUUAAUGUAUGAUUUUAAGUGCAUUUUUGUUUCGAUAGACAUAUUUGGUACUGUGUUGGGUCAGCUCUUGAUGUCCAGUGUAAAAUCUAAAGCAAAACCAGCUGAGAAACACUGAAACAGACAAAUCAGAAGCAUCUCUAAUUCACUUCAAAGUGGAAAAAGUGACAUCGGACGCGCUUAAUGCCAUGACGGUGACAUCAUUUUUACAGAGCGGCGUGACGCCGCGAUUGGACGUCGGCCCCGGCCAAUCAGCGCUCGCUCCGCGCACGCACAGAUGGGAAGAGUUUAAAAAAGAUUGUGGAAAAGAAGAUGUGGCCCAAACUUUCCCACAUGAUCGGACAGUUGGACUGGAAAUCCCAGAUCUAACGUUGCAUCGCCACCCUCUCGCCGAAUCUGUUGAAAAAGCACAAUGUCAAGUCAAUUCAAGAGCGGACCCACGUUCGGACUGUCUGCGGAGGUCAAGAGCAAGCUGGCCCACAAGUAUGACCCACAAAAAGAGGAGGAGCUAAGAAUGUGGAUCAGUGAGGUCACAGGCCGCAAACUUCCCGAGAACUUCAUGGAGGGACUGAAAGAUGGAGUUGUCCUCUGCGAGCUUAUCAACACCCUUCAGCCCGGUUCUAUAAGAAAGAUCAACAACUCUCCUCAAAACUGGCAUCAGCUGGAAAAUAUUGGUAAUUUUGUCCGAGCCAUUCAAGAGUAUGGAAUGAAGCCACAUGAUAUAUUUGAGGCCAACGACCUGUUUGAGAAUGUCAACCACACGCAGGUCCAGAGCACACUUAUUACACUGGCUGGCAUGGCGAAAUCUAAAGGCUUCCAUUGUAAAUAUGACAUGGGAGUGAAAUACGCAGAGAAACAGCAGCGCAGAUUUGCUCCUGAGAAACUAAAGGAGGGACGCAACAUUAUUGGUCUGCAGAUGGGCACCAAUAAGUUUGCCAGUCAAAAGGGCAUGACAUCUUACGGUACACGGCGUCACCUCUACGACCCUAAGACGGGUAUGGAAAAUCCUCUGGACCAAUCAACAAUCAGCCUGCAGAUGGGCACUAACAAAGGAGCCAGUCAGGCCGGCAUGACGGCCCCGGGCACCAAGCGCCAGAUCUUCGAUAAGAAGCUGGACAUGGAGAUGUGUGACACCUCUAUCGUCUCACUGCAGAUGGGCACCAACAAGGUGGCGUCCCAGACCGGCAUGACGGUGUACGGUCUGCCGCGUCAGGUGUACGACAGCAAGUACUGCUCCACCCCGAAUGACUACAUCAACAACGGGCAGGACUCAGAGAUGGACGGAUAUCAGUAUUCCGACUAGGAUGAACAGACAGCUGUCAGCACGCUGCUUUUUUAAACUUUCACCUGCACUAUUUUUGAUAUUCCAAAAUUCAUGUCGACCAGUAGGACCAGCUUGACUUCUGACAUCACAGCCACCGAUCAAAGCUGAGAACUUCAGUGACUGACCGUGCGUAGAAAACAAAAUUAGGAGGAAUUUCUUCGCUUUUUUUGUUUUUAAAACACAGGCUUUUCCGGCUUCUCACUUGUCAUUUUUUUUUUUUAUUUUAUUACUUUUUUUUUUAAGUGUGCCAUUCUUUCAUCACCUGCAUGGCCAAAUUUUCUUUAUAUAUUUGAAAAAAAAUAAUGCAGAUUAUAAAUAUGGAGAUAUUAUUUAUGAUGCCUCAUAGUUACAUAUGCGCUACCAGUCAAACGUUUGGAAUCAUUAAGAUUUCUGUAUGGUUCUGAAAGAAGUCUCUUCUGCUCCCCAAGGCUGCAUAUAUUUGAUGAAAAAUACAGUAAAAAACAGUAAUAUUGUGAAAUAUUAUUAGUUUUUUUAAAUGUAAAAAUGUUUUUUAAAAUAUAAUUUAUUCCUGUAAUCAAAGCUGAAUUUUCAGCAUCAUUACUCCAGUCUUCAGUGUCACAUGAUCCUUCAGAAAUCAUUGUAAUAUGCUGAUCAUAUUUCACAAUAUUAUGGUUUUCGAUGUAUGUUUGAGCACAAACAUUUUUUAUGAUAGUAAUUCCAGUGGAUUGGUUACGCCAACAGCUCUUAGAUUUUAAAAUGAUGCUCUUUUUAUGAUCCACCAAAGACACCAUACUAUUGCUCAAUCAGAUCAAUUUCCUAAAGGAAAGGAAAGGAAAGGAAAGGAAAGGAAUAGAAUAGAAUAGAAUAGAAUAGAAUAGAAUAGAAUAGAAUAGAAUAGAAUAGAAUAGAAUAGAAUAGAGCUUUAUUGUCAUGGAACCCACAUGAACUACUGCAAUUAAGCUUUUAAAUAAUGUCAUUUAAAUAAUGCUGAUUUAGUAUAGUUGUUUGAAAAGGUGUAAACUGAAUAUUAUAGCAUCCCUAUUUAACAACCAUAGGACAGAGAAAAAAUGCUGGGUUGUUUCAUCCCAUGUUUGGGUGAAAUAUGGACAAGCCCAAUUGUUGGUUUAAAGUCUUAAACCCAACAGUUGGGGUCCAUAUUUGACCCAAACAUGGGUUGAAACAACCAAACAUUUUGUAGAGUUAAC